AUGGAGUUGCCCCCAGCUGCCUGGAGCCCCAAGCAUUCCCUGCCCCUUCUUUCCCAGGGCGCGGGAUACAUCAGCCUCAGCGAGGAGCAGAAGGCCCGGGAGAUGUCGAAGCUGCAGCACAUGAUCCGUGACUUUGUCAUGGAGUUCCUGCAGGGCGUCUUCCUGGACGCCGUCCUGGAAGACGGAUCUCUGGUACCCUGCCGCUGCGUGAUGGACAGCAAGCUGUCCAUUCUGAUGCUGCAGGUGCACGCCACAACGCGGACGGUCGACUUGACUAGCAUCCAGGAGAUUUGCUCCGGAGGGGAGCUGAAGGACCUUCAGGUCACAACUCCCCUUGACGAGCACUGCGUGACCCUCGUCAUGGCAGAUGACCAGUGUGUGUCCUUCAAGCACGCACCUCAGGACUGCGGUUCAAUUCGGGUUCAGGGUUAA
Molecule: messenger RNA, 432 nt
Organism: Symbiodinium natans
Lineage: Eukaryota; Dinophyceae; Suessiales; Symbiodiniaceae
Source: the annotation of a GenBank genome assembly